Molecule: messenger RNA, 1441 nt
Organism: Perca flavescens (yellow perch)
Lineage: Eukaryota; Metazoa; Chordata; Actinopteri; Perciformes; Percidae
Gene: zmat2
Product: zinc finger, matrin-type 2
Exons: 6
Coding region: 81-686 (201 amino acids)
Biological process (GO): mRNA splicing, via spliceosome
Cellular component (GO): U4/U6 x U5 tri-snRNP complex; spliceosomal complex
Molecular function (GO): zinc ion binding; nucleic acid binding
Source: RefSeq, a predicted model, not a curated record
GAUCCAGCAGGCGGCAGUGUUUCGCUUUUUUAAAACACUGCGACAGGCGAGGCCGUGUGUUCUGUUACUCGGUAAACAAGAUGGCGUCCGGCAGUGGGUCCAAUAAGAAUGACUUCCGUCGGAAGUGGGACAAAGACGAGUAUGAAAACCUCGCUCAGAAACGACUGGCUGAGGAGAGAGACAAAGAGAGGAGAGAUGGGAAAACUGCUCCGCCGGUCAAGCGGGACCUCCUGCGCCACAGAGACUAUAAAGUGGAUCUUGAGUCCAAACUGGGGAAGACCAUCGUCAUCACAAAGACCACUCCUCAGGCUGAGAUGGGCGGUUACUACUGUAACGUCUGUGACUGCGUCGUGAAAGACUCCAUCAACUUCCUGGAUCACAUUAAUGGCAAAAAACAUCAGAGGAAUCUGGGGAUGUCGAUGCGAGUCGAGCGCUCGUCUUUGGAUCAGGUGAAGAAACGUUUCGAGGUGAACAAGAAGAAGAUGGAGGAGAAGCAGAAGGAGUACCACUUUGAGGAGCGCAUAAAGGAGCUGCGUGAGGAGGAGGAGAAGGCAAAGGCCUACAAGAAGGAGAAGCAGAAGGAGAGGAAACGGCGGGCAGAGGAGGACGUGGACUUUGAGGAGGACGACGAAAUGGCGGCUGUGAUGGGUUUCUCUGGCUUUGGCUCGGUUAAGAAGACUUACUGACCCGCUGCAGCUCCACGGUUAGGACCACCACCCUCUCUCAGUCAGCUGGACUCUGAGACCAGAACCAGACUCUGAAAACAGCAAGUCGUGCUGCAGGCUCACUGUCCUGGCAUCUUUCAUCGUCCUGGUUCAGACUUUUAAACCUGAAAAUAUUCUUUCUUUUUUACCUACAUUCAGGCUCUUAUUUUUGGUCGUUUAUCCAUCACUGUCAGUUCUGACCACAAGCAGCUUUCUGCUGGAGGCAUACAUGAAAAUGAAUGUGAAAAUGCUCUAAAUGUUUGUGGUAAUCUCUGUGUAAGAAAACUUCUGAGCGAGAAAUGAUGGGCAGUUGGACCAAAAAUAAAACUGCAGUGGUGUCCUUUAAGUUGACGAGACGUCUCGACUGCGACCCGUUCCAAGUUCAUUCAGAUAAAAUGUUUUGUUUUAUUAGCAACACCUUCAGAAGAAGCUGUUCUCCAUACAAAAAUGCAUUUAACAAGUUAAAAUCAAAAGUUUUUAUGCAAAGAUUCAAAUUUGGGUUAUGAAAAAUAUUAUAGUUAGUUAAAAAUGGAAUUUAUUUUAUAUCAAGAAUCUGAGUGUGAUGUCUGCAUUUGACAUUAAAAAAAUACUUAAAGUGAAUUAUAAAUGUCAACACAUUUGAAUUUUAACUUGUUAAAUCUUCAUUUUUAACGUCAGACAGUAGUUACUAUAUUAGUAUUAUCAACAUGAGUUUGUUGGAAAAGACAAGAUUUGAAUAAACUGUUUUUUGUUUCUAA